This is a messenger RNA of Scheffersomyces amazonensis, 2410 nucleotides long. It is a transcript of the gene HXK1, whose product is annotated as hexokinase 1. Bases 463 to 2172 code for a protein of 569 amino acids. The record is from RefSeq and is a predicted model, not a curated record. Gene Ontology annotation, cellular component: cytosol; mitochondrion. Gene Ontology annotation, molecular function: ATP binding; D-glucose binding; glucokinase activity. Gene Ontology annotation, biological process: intracellular glucose homeostasis; glucose metabolic process; glucose 6-phosphate metabolic process. Lineage: Eukaryota; Fungi; Ascomycota; Pichiomycetes; Serinales; Debaryomycetaceae. The transcript has a single exon.
CUUAACUAAAAAUUAAUGUAAGGAAAUGGGCCCUUCGAUACCUUUGAAUUAUUAGAAACAUUAAACCUGCAAACUAUUUAUUUAUAUAUAGAACCGAAUAGAAUUGAUGUUAUUUAUAUGACAUCUAGUUUCUUAUUUAUACCGUGUCGAUUCUCUUUUAUUUAUUUCAUAUUCAUUUAGUUUAUUCAUUUGAUAUUCCAUAUAACUUUGUUCAUUAUAUUGCAUGUCAGGCACUUGUAUAUAUAAGAUCUUCAUAGUCCUGUUAACUUGCUAAUUAUACAUACAUAUUAUAAACUAUACAACUUUAUUAAAUAUUUUCCUUACUCAUUAAAGUAUUUAACCGUUUGCAUUAUUAUUCCUUCAUUCGUUCCAUCAAUACUUCCAUUCAAUCCAUAAAAUAAUUCGUUCAAUUUAUUACUUCAGUAUUAUCAUAUUAAAAGAAAAUUCGUUCAAGUACUAACUAUGGCAAUGUUGCAACAAUCCCCAUCAGCUCAUGGUAUAAAUUUACCAUUGAAUAAUUUAGUUGAAGUAACUACUAAUAAUUCUUCAAAUCCUACAACUGUCAAUGAAGGUGCUCCAAGUGCUACAAAUUUCACAUCAAGUUCCUCAGAAGAUGAUGGCUUAAUAUCUUCUUCUCCAACAACAAGUAUAUCUUCUGCUGGUGAUGCUCCCCUUGCAUCUACAAAGGAAAAAAUUCAAUCAACAUCAACUUCCAAUCUUCUACCACUUAUAGCUGAUAAUUUUAUUGGUUCAAUUACUGAUGAACGCUUAAGUGAGCAAUCAAAUUUACUUGUUAAUGAUUUUAAUGAAUCAUUAUCAAAAAACUCCAAAAUCACGAUGUUAUCAAAUUAUAACAUUAGUCCUUCAGGUAAUGAACAUGGUCAAUUCUUAGUCAUUGAUUUGGGUGGUUCUACUUUAAGAAUAGCAGUUAUCAAAAUUGAUGAAGCUUCUGAGAAUGAUAAGUUUAGCUCCGAUAGAUCGAGUCGUAUUCAUAUUCUUCAAGAAGAAUCCUGGAUUAUAGACAAUAAUUUUAAAAUUAUUGAUUAUAAUUUCUUUAAGUUUAUUGGAAGUAAAAUUUCAGAAAUUAUAAGUAAAAGUGAUUUUAAUGAAAAAGAAACUAUUAACACAGGUAUUUCCUGGUCUUUUCCAUUAGAGACAACCAAUUAUAACAAUGGUAAAAUAGUUCAUGUUUCCAAAGGAUAUACUAUAUCUGAUGAAAUUUAUGAUAAAGAUUUGAAAACUAUUUUAGAAACUACUUUAUUGAAGGAAUUUAAUUUAUCUAUUGAUAUCAAGGCCAUAUUAAAUGAUUCAUUGGCUGUUUAUGCUGCUGGUUCAUUUUUAGAUAAGAAUAUGAAAUUAGCCUUGGUGUUAGGAACAGGUACAAACUUAUGUUGUUCAUUAAAUGCCAAUAGAGAUUUAAUUCAUCACCAAAAAUUAUUACCAGACUGUGAAAAGAUCUUAUUUAAUGUCGAAUUAUCAUUAUUUGGUCAAGCAUUUAUUAAGCAAUUCACCAAUAAGUAUGAUUCUAAGAUUGACUCCAGAUUUAACCAAGUAAUUGAUUUACAUUUUAAAACUUUUAUGACUGAUGAUCCAAUUACAAAUACUAUUUUGCAACCUUUGGAAUUAACUACUAGUGGUAGAUAUUUACCAGAAUUAACCCGAUUAGUAUUAGUUGACCUCAUUAAUAGAGGAGAUAUUUUCAAUAAUCUUUCGUCUAAGGAUUUAAAUUCAAUUAUGACCAAACCUUACGAUGGAGUUCAAGGAAAGUUAAUAUGUGCUGUUGAUGAAACUAAUGAUUAUCAAGAAAUUAAAUCAUUAUUAGAAGAAUAUUAUGGAUGGGAUGAAGAUUUAAUUCAAGUUCUGGAUAUUCUUACUCUUAAAAGAGUAAUCGAAUUAAUUUUAAUUAGGGGUGCAUUCAUUGUUAGUAUUAGUAUUGUGGCUAUCAUAAAAUUAUUACAACAACAUAAUAAUGAUGAAUACUCAUCAAAAGUUAUUAAUAUCGGAUACGUUGGUUCGGUCAUGAAACAUUUCCAUAAUUAUAGAAAUUUAAUUAAAACAUUUGUUAAUGAGAAUAAAGAUAUUAAACAAUUGGGAGGUGUUAAAGUUGAUUUUAAAUUAGUUGAGCAUAGUUCAAUCAUUGGCCCUGCCAUAGGAGCCGCUUAUUAUUCUUAGGAGGUUGAUCUUCUUUAUUAAAGAUAAUGAAAUGAAUGAAUUUGAACUUACAAAACAUACAGGCAAAUUAAAAUAAAAAAAAAAAACGAAAAAAAAGUUCUAUAAAAAAAGCUUAAUUUAGAGAAGCUAUAUAUAGAAGUAUAAGAUUGAGUUUUAAUGUUAUUUAGUAUUAUUUAUUGCUAUUUAUGAUUCUUUUGUAUAGAUACCCUUAGUCUACAUAGAUAAUGUUACGAAAUUG